Molecule: messenger RNA, 2574 nt
Organism: Trichosurus vulpecula (common brushtail)
Lineage: Eukaryota; Metazoa; Chordata; Mammalia; Diprotodontia; Phalangeridae
Gene: PES1
Product: pescadillo ribosomal biogenesis factor 1
Exons: 15
Coding region: 86-1843 (585 amino acids)
Biological process (GO): ribosome biogenesis; maturation of LSU-rRNA from tricistronic rRNA transcript (SSU-rRNA, 5.8S rRNA, LSU-rRNA)
Cellular component (GO): PeBoW complex; nucleolus
Molecular function (GO): RNA binding
Source: RefSeq, a predicted model, not a curated record
CUACGGGGGCCGCGUGGGCAGGAAGUGACUGCGGCUGCCCCUGUUGCGAGGUUUGCUGCGAUCAGAGCCGUGAGAGGGGGCAACCAUGGGGGGCUUGGAGAAGAAGAAGUACGAGAGGGGGUCUGCAACCAACUACAUCACCAGGAACAAAGCCAGGAAGAAACUACAGCUGAGCCUUGCUGAUUUCAGACGCCUGUGUAUCCUGAAGGGCAUUUACCCCCAUGAGCCCAAACAUAAGAAGAAGGUUAACAAGGGUUCCACUGCCGCUAGGACCUUUUAUCUGCUCAAGGAUAUCAAGUUUCUUCUCCACGAGCCCAUUGUCAACAAGUUCCGGGACUACAAGGUGUUCGUCAGGAAGCUCCGGAAAGCCUAUGGAAAGAGCGAGUGGAACACGGUGGAGCGGCUGAAGGACAACAAGCCCAUUUACAAACUUGACCACAUCAUCAAGGAGAGGUACCCCACCUUCAUAGAUGCCCUGCGAGACCUGGACGAUGCCUUGUCCAUGUGUUUUCUGUUCUCUACCUUCCCCCGCACUGGCAAGUGCCAUGUUCAGACCAUCCAGCUGUGCCGGAGGCUCACCGUGGAGUUCCUCAACUACAUCAUUGCCUCCCGGGCUCUGCGUAAGGUCUUCCUGUCCAUCAAAGGGAUUUACUACCAGGCCGAGGUGCUGGGCCAACCCAUCGUGUGGAUCACUCCUUAUGCCUUUUCCCACAACCAUCCGACCGAUGUGGACUAUCGCGUCAUGGCCACCUUCACUGAGUUCUACACCACCCUCCUGGGGUUUGUCAACUUCCGCCUCUACCAGACACUCAACCUUCAGUAUCCCCCCAAGCUCGAGGGGCCCAAAGAAAAAGAUUCCAAAGAUCAGGCUGAUGAGGCCUAUGCCAUGGACUCUGAGAGCUCCCUAGAGAAACUGUCGGCCUUGAGUGCCAGCCUGGCUCGUGUGAUGGUGCCAGUCACAGAGGAGGAGGUGGAGAUGGAUGAAUUCCCUGCUGAUGGGGAGAAUGCUGAGCAGGAGGAGGGGCUGAGGAAGGAGCGGGAGGCCCAGGAGAAGCACAAGAAGCUGUUUGAGGGACUGAAGUUCUUCCUGAACAGGGAGGUCCCUCGGGAGGCCCUCGCCUUCAUCAUCAGGAGCUUUGGUGGGGAAGUGUCUUGGGACAAGUCUCUGUGCAUCGGAGCCACGUAUGAUGAGAAGGAGCCCUCCAUCACCCAUCAGAUUGUGGACCGGCCCCUGCCACCCACCCCUGUCAUUGGCAGGUCCUACGUCCAACCCCAGUGGGUGUUCGACUGUGUCAAUGCCCGGCUCCGGCUGCCGGUGGAGGACUACUUCCCCGGGGUGCUCCUGCCCCCGCACCUGUCGCCUUUUGUGACCGAGAAGGAAGGAGACUAUGUGCCCCCAGAGAAGCUGAAGCUGCUGGCCCUACAGCGGGGGGAGACCCCAGGACAUGCCACCGAAUCAGAGGAGGAAUCUGAGGAGGAAGGUGAGGAAGAUGAGGAAGGAGAAGGUGAUGACCAAGAGGAGGAGGAGGAAGAGGAGGAGGAAGGUUCAGAGAAGGAAGAUGAAGCCAAACUGAAGGCGAUGGAAGAUCAGAGAACUCAAGGAAAGAAGCCACAGGUGACCAUGGGAACCUUGGACAAGAGGCAGCAGGACGAUGAGAAUGAGGCCAAGAGGCUGGCCAUCAUGACCAUGAGGAAGAGGGAGAAGUACCUGUAUGACAAGAUUAUGUUUGGCAAGAGGCGGAAAGUGCGCGAGGCAAACAAACUGGCCCAGAAGAGGAAGGCACACGAUGAGGCCAUGAAGGCCGAGAAGAAGAAGAAAAAGAAGCAGGGGGCUCAGGCCUGAGCCCGGCCUGCUGGGACCCUGCUCUGCAGCAGUACUGCUCCUGGGGCCCUGCCCUGCCUGGAGACUUUGGCAAAAGGAGUGCUUGCCUUCUCUCCCACACUCCUCAUUUGGCUGGUGCUCAGGCCUUAGACUUUCUGGCUGAGGGGCUUCCUAGGGGAUCCUUACCCCAGGGCUGGGCCCUGCUGGCCUGGAGGGCUCUCAGCCCUUGCUGAUAGCCCCAUCCAUGUUCCCAGACAAAGGGUUCAGUGGUGAGGAUCCUGACUUAGGCACCACUGAUGCCUCAUCCUCGAGGCAGGAGGCAGGGAGAUGAAAGGCAGCCCAGUGCCCUGAGGUGGCCAAGGGCAGGCUGCCCCUGGACACAGCCUGGACCUCCAGGCCUCCCUGCCUGAUUAGGUCUGUACAGAUAGGACUUGCCAAUGCUUACUUUAUAUCUGGGAAAAAUGUUUCCAAAUAAAUCUGUGGACUGAUGCAGCCCCUGGGCUUUCUGUCCUGGAACCUCCCAGGUUCUGGAGGACAUCCUGAGGGGCUUCCGUGACCUGAUGGGUGACAUUGCGUCCAGUUCUGCCCAUUUCAGUGGAUGUCACUGCCUGCUGUGAGCUGGCCCCUGGAAGGCCAGAACAUAGACGUUCCAUCCCUGCCCUCGUGGAGCUUCCAUCAGUAUAGCUACCAUGAUUGUUCUAAAGCACCUGCUGUGUGCCAGCCAGUACAAAUAUUGUCUCAUUUGAUCCUCA